This is a messenger RNA of Eupeodes corollae, 1142 nucleotides long. RefSeq lists its product as uncharacterized. The record is from RefSeq and is a predicted model, not a curated record. The coding region runs from base 1 to 1071 and encodes 356 amino acids. The transcript is spliced from 4 exons. Lineage: Eukaryota; Metazoa; Arthropoda; Insecta; Diptera; Syrphidae.
AUGUGCUCGGAUAUUAAUUUAAAACCAUCAGAUUUUCCCUUAAUUGUGGAUCAAAUUCUUUCAAUUUUCCCUAAUGAAGAAGAAGCUAAGGAUUAUUAUUUUAUUCCUAGAGAAGGAAAGAAAAAUCCCAGCGGUCGUCUAUACUCAAGAUACGCCAAUUGUCGCUCCAAACGCGUCAAAUCAAGCCAAAGUUCGUGUACAACAAUUACCAAUGAGACUCCUUUUGUCGAAGAUGAAGUGGACAUGUCAAUAUCUGAGGCAAUGAAAACAAGUUUGAGCCGUGACAGCUCAGAUUGGAACUUAGUGAAAGAGAAAUGGAAAAAGACUUUUUCACUCCGACAAAAGGAAUUGAAGCUCAUGUCAAAUGAUGAAUUUUUUAAAUCUUGGCCCAAAUUUUGCGAUGCGAGAGCACCAGAACUGAUUGAAAUCGAUUUCGAUUUUUUGUACCCCAAUAAAAAGCAUCUUUUGCUGUCCAAAUGGGAAAAUUUUAAAAAAAAUAUCAAAAACUAUUAUGAAAUCAACAUCCACAACGAAAGCUGCAGAAAAAGGUUUUCAUUACUAAAAACCAAUUCAGAAAUAGGAAAAGAUUCUGAAGACUUUCUACUAACAAUCCUAUUGAAUUCAGUAAUUCCUCCAGUGUCAAGGUUUAAGGACAAACGAGGAAGCAACAAAAGAAAGGUCACCAUCAGCGAUGCCCAAGAGAGUUUUAUUUUGAGACUUCCCCUUAUAACCAACUAUAAGGAAAAAAUAGAAGAACUGGUGAAUAAAUAUUAUAAUAUCAAACUUACAGUACAACCAUUUAUCAUAGUAGUUGGGGAAGACGAUAUAAAUUUAAAUUCUUUUUUUGUUUAUUUAGAUAAAACAUUGUUUAAAUUUGAUUCUUUUAUCGAAGCUUUUGAUAAUUGCUUCAAAAUUUUCCAAGUUCUAUCGUUAAGUUAUCCAUUAGGAUGCCAACCUAGUUGGAUUUUUAUUCAAAAAUAUUUUUACAACAUUAAUACUCCUUUCGAUAUAAAAUCACCGAACAUUACAGCGCUUUUAUCAUUUUUAAAUUCCGCAAACAAACAAAAUUAAUUAUUAUGUUUGUUUGUUUUAAAUGCUUUAAAGAAUUUCAUAAUGUUGAUUCCCUUAUACGCCACUUUAAA